UCCAAGUAAACGAGUCUUCCCCCAACUCUUCUUUCAUACCAAAAACCUCAAAACAAAAACUAAUCAUGAAAUUCUUGGUUUUGACUCUUAUCGUGUGCAUUGCAUGCAUUGCUCUCAUCAAUGCUGUGCCAAUUGAAGAAGCCAUACCCCAAGGUAUUGAUGAAGGUGCUGCCGCUUCAGAAACUAUUAAUCCUGGAGGCGAUCAAUCAUUCCUCUUGAAAUUGAAAUUGCUGAAAAAGCUCUUGUUCCUUGGUUAAACUUUAGUCUAUAGUUAAAAUAUAAACAUAACUCUAUUCGAGAAUAUCAAGCCAUAGAGAUCAUUCAAAAGCGAUCACCAUUUCAAGCACACCAUGUUCAUUUUGCACCUUUUGAGUUUUAUAAGAAUAUAUCUAGCUCUCGUAAUUUUCUGAAUUACCUCCAGUCUUAUUCGAAUUGUUCAAAGUAUUCAUCAUUUAGUUAUAAGUAAAACAAGAGUCGUGUAGCUGAUUACAAAUAGAAAAUAGCCGUAAACACACAAAAUA
Messenger RNA from Stomoxys calcitrans (stable fly), 521 nucleotides. RefSeq lists its product as uncharacterized. The record is from RefSeq and is a predicted model, not a curated record. Lineage: Eukaryota; Metazoa; Arthropoda; Insecta; Diptera; Muscidae. The transcript has 2 exons. The coding region runs from base 66 to 257 and encodes 63 amino acids.